AUGUCAUCAGUAUGGAAUUUGUUAAACCCUGUCCGUAACGGUGGUUAAACCUUAAAAUUAUUAGAUUCUGGUCGUGAAUUUUUCGGAACAGUAAUUAAACAUGGAAUAAAUGAUAAAACUGUCACAGUAAGAGUAGACCAUAAAUUUUGGGUACCUAAAUACAAAGAAUAUUAAUCUUCUUAAAAAAAAUAUUAAGUCCAUGAUGAGGAGAACUUUUGUGUAAUCGGCGAUAAAGUUGUAAUUCGUUCAUGUAUGCCUUUAUCCCCUACAAAGCAUUAUUUUGUGCGAAAUAUUGUAAAACCAUUUUCUAGAGACGAAUUUAAACCUUAAAAGGAUUAAAAGAAAGAAUUAGAUGAAAAUGUGAAAUAGGAAUAUGAAAAAGUAUAUAAGGAAUUAUUGGAAGGGGAAAGAAUUAGACUUUCAACUAAAAAAAGAAAGGAAGAAUUAAUUAUUAAAGCUUAAUUAAAAGCUAGAGCAUUAUAAAAAGCAAUUGCGAUUAAAAAGUCUUUUCACCUAGAAAAGAAUAUUUGA
Ichthyophthirius multifiliis is the source of this 531-nucleotide messenger RNA. Its product is annotated as ribosomal protein, putative. Gene Ontology annotation, cellular component: ribosome; mitochondrion. The record is from RefSeq and is a predicted model, not a curated record. Gene Ontology annotation, biological process: translation. Gene Ontology annotation, molecular function: structural constituent of ribosome. The transcript is spliced from 3 exons. NCBI's taxonomy places the organism in Eukaryota, Ciliophora, Oligohymenophorea, Hymenostomatida.